AUGCUGGGGAAUCUAAACGCUGUCGUUUCGAGAUUACUACCGGAUAACCGUAACGGCAUGGCUCGAACCCGGCCCAUCUCCCGUGACGAUUGGGUGAACAUCGACUGCGGCAACGACGAACUUAUUUUUGUGGACGAGCAUGCAGUUUUUUGGGACUCCGACGAUCUAUACACCGACGCCGGAAUCAACCAAAAAAUCCGAAUAAAUAAAGAUCAAGCGCUCGAAAUUCUAGACACGCUCCGAUAUUUCCCUUCCUCGAGCCAACAGAGUUGCUACAAAUUACCGAUUUAUCAACAGAGUCUACGAUACCUCGUAAGAUCGGGAUUCCUCUACGGCGAUUACGACGGCCUGAAUCGGACGCCGGCGUUCGAUCUCAUCCUCGACGGCAAGAAACUGACGGCGGUCGAGCCAGCGUCAGCGACGGAGGCGAUAAUCGACGAAUUGGUCUACACAUCGGGGAGUUCUGGAGUGAUGAAUUUGUGUUUGGCGCAGAGGAAAGACGGCGGAAUUCCGUUCAUCUCUUCGAUUCAGGCGGUCCCGACGGUCGACGAUUUGUAUUCGAAGAUGCAAUCGAAUGAAACUUUCCGCGUCGUUGCUCGGAUUAACUAUGGGAGAGACGAUGAAUCAACUUCCCCGUUCGAGGACGAUGAUUACGGGAGGACGUGGACGUCCGGAGCGACACCCCCGAACUGCAACAACAUAUCGGCGAUUCCCGAUUUCGAAUCGCCGGAAAAAAAUCCUCCGCCGUUCGUGCUGCAGGAAGCCAUUGAAUCCGACAACGCAUCUUCUCCGAUUGUCCUCACUGUCGAUUUCCCCAAAACCUCCUCGCAGUCGCAAUCGGCUUACUUCGUGCUCUAUUUCACCGAAGCGGAGGAUUUCUUGAGGGAAGACAACAGAACCAUCAACAUCCUCAUCGACGGCCAGAACGUGUCCACGAUUACCACCAGUGUUAGCAAAUGUACGGUGGUUACUCUGUAUCCGGUUGAUGUGAGGAAAUCGAUGGUGAACGUGUCGCUUGUCGCUGCAAAUUCCUCCGGCUUGCCGCCGUUGAUCAGUGCGAUGGAAGUUUUCACUAAAGUUAUUCCUAUCGGCGGCGCCGGCGCCGGGCCGGCGGUGCAGUUUACUCUGUUGUCGUUUGUGCUGAUGCUUAGUGGUUGUGUAUUGGCCAAUUUACUGUGA
Momordica charantia (bitter melon) is the source of this 1179-nucleotide messenger RNA. The record is from RefSeq and is a predicted model, not a curated record. Lineage: Eukaryota; Viridiplantae; Streptophyta; Magnoliopsida; Cucurbitales; Cucurbitaceae.